AUGACAUUCUCAUUUGGCUUCUCUACGGCAGAGCUAAAUGGUACUCAGUCAGUAGAUUGUCAAGCUGGCCAGAAUGAUGAUAUCAAAAUUUUUAUGGGUUCUCAAGAUAUCCCUCAAGCCAAUGCGCUGGAUGCAGAAUCGUUAAAGUCACCAGCUAUCCCGCAACCUGACAUCAUUACUCUUGAGGAUUUAACAGACUCGUUAAGGGAGGUAAGAUUAUCUUUUAAGGAAAUAACUACUGCUGAAAGAAAUGUGACUCUAUAUCGUAGAGAGUUGUUUGAUGUGAAACAUCAGCUGAUGACGGAGGUUGGCGAAAGCACUAAUGGCAGUAACAGUGACAAUGCGAGGAGCUCGAAAGUUGAAUCGCAGAUAUUAAUGGGCGAGACAAAUGAGGAUCUCAAAAAGGGUGUGUAUGAGGGUGGGUUAAAAUGUUGGGAGUGUUCAAUAGAUCUCGUGGAUUAUUUAUCUGAAAAUCGUGGUGCCUACAAGACAGUUAUUGAAUUAGGCUGUGGAACUGCAUUGCCUUCGCAAUACUUGUUCACUGAAUUUCUACGCACCGGUAGUGAUUCUGGUAUAAGAUUUAUAUUAUGUGAUUAUAAUGAUUCUGUUUUGAGGCUGGUGACCGUUACAAACUUGAUCAUUGCAUGGGCAAAGACAUCCCUUUCACCUGAACGGUGGUUAUCACUACAAAAAGCAGGGUGUGAUAGUAUUCCGGUUGUGAAUGAUGAGCUAUUAUUGACAUCAGCGCUCCUCGAUGCAUUUUUAAAGGACAUGGCGGAUAGGAAAGUAGAACUGCAUUUUAUCUCUGGUACCUGGGGUGCUAAAUUCUUGUCACUUUUGAAAGAUAAGAUGUGGGUACCUUGUAGUGAUGGAAUAAUUUUGACCUCUGAGACUAUAUACCAGCCUGAUACGCUACCAGUUAUUUCGGAAUUGCUUCUGGGGUUGAUUGCGUUAUGUAAAGAGCAACACUUUGACAUUAAAACCUACGUUGCAGCCAAGGACAUUUAUUUUGGAGUUGGUGGUAGUGUAAUGGAAUUCGUGAGAUACAUCAAUAGGAGAAUCUACGAUGGAAAGCUUUCAUUAAAGGUGAAAGCAUCUAAAAUCAAUACAGCUCUGAAGAGAUCUAUAAUUAGUAUUGAAUAG
Messenger RNA from Eremothecium cymbalariae DBVPG#7215, 1143 nucleotides. RefSeq names its product protein-histidine N-methyltransferase (gene HPM1). Gene Ontology annotation, molecular function: protein-L-histidine N-tele-methyltransferase activity. The transcript has a single exon. The coding region runs from base 1 to 1143 and encodes 380 amino acids. NCBI's taxonomy places the organism in Eukaryota, Fungi, Ascomycota, Saccharomycetes, Saccharomycetales, Saccharomycetaceae. Gene Ontology annotation, biological process: peptidyl-histidine methylation, to form tele-methylhistidine. The record is from RefSeq and is a predicted model, not a curated record.